This is a messenger RNA of Rangifer tarandus platyrhynchus (Svalbard reindeer), 285 nucleotides long. NCBI's taxonomy places the organism in Eukaryota, Metazoa, Chordata, Mammalia, Artiodactyla, Cervidae. The record is from the annotation of a GenBank genome assembly.
AUGUGGAAUCGCCCAGGUCGGACAGGCGCUCUGGCGCAUGCGCCACGUGGCGCGCAGCCUCAGUCGGGUGCGGCGGGACUGAAGCGUUCUUGGGGCGUGGCCGGUGUGAACGGCAGGUCGAGCUUGCGUGAGGGCUUGCUUCGGCCCACUCUUACUGCCGGCGGGAGCACGGGGAGAUUGAAAGGUUCGGUCCCGUCCUUGAGGUCCUGUGGGCGCCUUCGAGUCACAGGGAAAGCCAAUGUAUUGCUGGGGGCCACUGCUCUGAGGCCAUUGCGCAAUCCGUGA